AUGUCGGGCCUCUCAUCGGACUUAUUGCUGGCAAUUCCAGCCAGCACGGCGCAGAUGGCCAUGCUAUCGUCGCCCAGCCGCUCGCCGCGGUCGGCGGUGGUUAGCACUGCUGAAGUGAGUCCGCGAGGUAGGAGGUUCCGAGCGGCCAUCGACAUCAUCAUUGCGCGAACCGUCGAGUCCUUCUUCGACCUCCCGCCUUCCACCUCGCUCGCGUCGCCGCACAAGCCUCGCUCGCGUUCCGCCGCACAAGCGAGUCAGAGGGGCUUGACUGCGGGUGCUAGGGGGGGAGAUGCGGUGGGGAAUGGCGGUGGUAGUGGGCGCAUGUCGCCGUCCGCAGGAGCAUUAGGGCGAGGGUCUGGCAGUGCGGAGGAUGGCGAGGCGGACACGCCCAAAUUCGCUCUCAAGUCACCAGGCUCAUAUUCCCCUCGAGGCCGACCGCCUUCUCUGCCUUUUGAUGUCGACUUCCCGGCUCUGCUCGGAUCCCGCCCACUGCAAGCCUCACCCAAACGCGCCUCUCCAGCGCCCUCCUCCUCCCCCACCUCCUCCUCCAUCUCAUCCGCCUUCACCUUCCCCCCUGCGUCAGCCGCGCCAGGCACUCUCACCUCUCCGCCCUUGUCCUUCCCCUCCGCCUCCGCCUCCUCCGCGUCGUCGUCAACGCCCUCGGAUUCCGCAGCUGCACCCGCCGCGCCCGCCAUGGCGCUCCACCAGCCGCUCUGCUUCCCGGGUGCGCAGCCCGUGCAUCCGCCUGAUGACGCGCCGUCCCUCGCCGCCGCGUUCGCUGCAGCCAAGUCCGCGCAGGCUGCUGCCUGCAAGUCCCCCGUCGCCUCGCCUCUCUCCUCCCCCAGCCCAUCCCCCUGCCCCACGCCAUCCCGUCGCCGCCUGCCGCCGUUCCCAGAGCCGCCAAUGGCGGCGUGUCUAUUCGACGCCAUGGACAAGCUUCUCUCCGUCUCCACAGGGGUGGCGGAGCUUGCCGCACCCCCGCCACCCUCCCUCGCCUCUCUAGCCGCAGUUUCAGAUUCUCCUGCUUCCGGCGCUCUGGGCCCUCUGUGGGCGUCAGCCGCGGGAGGAGGUGGGGGGAAGGGGCUGGCAGGAGGAGGCAUGGGGGGACUGGAAGGGCUCAUGGGCGGUCUCCACCUGCUUGCCGCAACCUCUGGUGGUGCCGCUGCCUCUGCUUCUGGCGCUGGGGGAGGCAUUGGCGCUGGCAGUGGGGGAGGCGGUGGCGGAAGCAGAGGGGCGGGCAGUGGUGGGGGCCAGGCGCGCACGCUGCUAGGCCUGGUGGACCCUCGGGAGGCGGCCACUGCAGUGGCGCCGUCUAAGAGCCGCAGGCAGAUGGAGGCGCUGAGGAAGGCGCGGCAGGCGGGGCGCGGGGGACAGCUGGGGCUGGUGACUGGCGCUGCUGAGAGCAGCGGGGGAGGCCACUUGGGACUCGUUGCGGGCUCGUCUGGCGGUGCUGGCGGCGGCGCAGGGGGAAAGGGCGGGGGAGGCGGAGGGGGACAUUUGGGUCUUGUGACCAGCUCCACCAAGGGGGCUGCAGGGGGUCAGCUAGGGCUCGUUUCUCGUUCUCUCGAUAGCAGGGGUGGUACCAGCAAGGGCGUUGCAGGUGCGGGAAGAGGAGGGCCUAGGCAAGGGAAGGCAGGGGCGAGGGGGCACGGUUUGGGGCUGGAAGUGAGCGGGCAGCAGGGAAGGGAUGGUAGCAGGGAACGAGGUGGUCAGGGGGGCGAAGCAGAAACCUUGCUAGAUGAGAAGGCACGGGCGGAGAGGGAGAGGGAGGAGCGGGAGCGGCGGGUGGUGGAGGAGCAUGGGAGGGCGGUGGCGGCGGUGGAGAGCAUGUCUCAGGCGGACCGAGUGACGUUCGAUGGGCCGCUCGUGGACGGCCUCUCCGCGCCCCUGCAGCUCCCCAGCUUCCACGGCAAAGCCCUGCCCUGGCGCCGCAACAAGGCGCCCCCGCCCUUUGCAGCCGGCGCGCAUGUUGUUAACGCGAUUUUGCAAGCGGAGCGGGAGGGAGCGGAUGGCGCAGGGCCUAUUCAAUCCAGUGAAGCUACAGCAGCAGCAGCAGCAGAAGUAACAGCGGGAACAGGGACUGUAGCAGGAGCAGCAGCAGUGGGCAGAGGGCAAGGCGGAAGGGCCAACAUGAACGAGCCACCAGUUGCGGCAGCAAAGGAGCAAGAAUUGAGUGCUGUUGGAGAGGCACAGCUUCCCACCAUGAGCCUUGCUGCUGCCUUUGGAGGGCUGGCCUUGGCAUCUCAAGGGGAGGACGCGGGCCAAGGGAGUUUUGGCAUUGGCGCUGGCUGGGGGGCAAGUAGUGGUAGUGGCGAUGAGAGUGGUGGUGGCAUGGGAGGUGGUGGUGAUGGUGGGUUCAUGGGUGCGUUCGACUCUCUAUUUAAUGCGUCGGCUGGUGCUGGCGGCGCAAUGGGCUUGCACAUGCAACCGCUGCAAGCCCAUCAAGUGGAAAGUGUGGGGGAUGGGCUGGGAGAGGCAGGCGAGGCAGCAACCAGGAAUGUGAGGCGUGCAGUAAAAGACGAGAGCAGGGAGAGAGAGAGGGAGCGGGAGGAGAGGGAGAGGGAGGAGAGUGAGCGGGAGGAGAGGGAGAGGGAGGAGAGGGAGCGGCGGGUGGUGGAGGAGCAUGGGAGGGCGGUGGCGGCGGUGGAGAGCAUGUCUCAGGCGGACCGAGUGACGUUCGAUGGGCCGCUCGUGGACGGCCUCUCCGCGCCCCUGCAGCUCCCCAGCUUCCACGGCAAAGCCCUGCCCUGGCGCCGCAACAAGGCGCCCCCGCCUUUUGCUGCCGGCGCGCAUGUUGUGAAUGCCAUUUUGCAGGCGGAGCGUGAAGGGCACAAGGAAGGGGGGGAGGGCAGUUUUGCUCAGGGCGGCAUAGCAGGUGCGGGCUUGGCUGGAAGGGAGGCAGCUGCUGCAACGGGUGCUGGUGGUGGUGGCAGAGGAGGGGAGACUGACGCUAGAAAGGAGGGGUUACGUGUGGAUUCGGAAGGCGAGGGAAGGGCAGAUAAUGCGGCAGAUGCAGCUGCUGGUGCUGUGGGGACGGGAUUGGGCUUUGGGGGUCUUUCUGGUGGGCUGUCGCUAGCCGCAGCAUGGAGUGCAGGGGGCGUGGGGGCAGGGGACAUGGAGCUGCAGGAGCCGGUACAGCUGGAGGAGGGCGAAUCUGGUGGUGGGUCUGGCCUCAUGAGUGCCUUUGAUUCGCUCUUCUCUGCUUCCGCUGGUGCUGCUGGCCUGCCACUCUCACAGCAAUUUGAUGGCGGAAUCGCAUUUGGUUCCGUGCCUUCCUUGCAGCUGCAACCCCAGUUCCAGCAGUCGCUGCAGCAGCAGCUACCUUCCAAGCAGGUGGCUCAGGCGCAGGGAGGGGGCAGGAGAGAGGAGGAGGAGGAAGACGAAGACAGUGAGAGUGAGCGGGAGGAGAGGGAGAUGGAGGAGAGGGAGAGGGAGGAGAGGGAGCGGCGGGUGGUGGAGGAGCAUGGGAGGGCGGUGGCGGCGGUGGAGAGCAUGUCUCAGGCGGACCGAGUGACGUUCGAUGGGCCGCUCGUGGACGGCCUCUCCGCGCCCCUGCAGCUCCCCAGCUUCCACGGCAAAGCCCUGCCCUGGCGCCGCAACAAGGCGCCCCCGCCCUUUGCUGCUGGUGCCCACGUCGUGAACGCCAUUUUGCAGGCGGAGCGCGACGAGGCUGACGCCUCAGGGCACAAGGCGGGGGAGAGUGGCAGCAGCGAGCGGAACAAGAGCCCAACCGAAGCUUCCUCAUCAGCGUGCAAUGCCCAGCCCCCUGCAGGCGCCAAGGCAGCUGAGACAUCCCAUGCAGACACCGCAGCUUCAGCAUCACCUCCUCAGAGCCUAGCAGACGCGUUUGGGGGGCUGGCAGGGCUGUCCUCAGGAGCAGGGGGGGACGAGGAUGGCAUGAGCGGCGGGUGGGGGGGGUCCGGUGGGGGAGGGCUUGGGCUCAUGGGGUCGUUUGACUCGCUGCUCUCUGCGUCCUCUGGCAGCCCUGCUGCUGCAGGGCCCGGACAGCACGGUGCAGCGGCAGUGGGCCAGUUGCAGCCUCUCUCGCUCUCUCCUCUUUCUUUGCAAGCGUCGCCCGCCAUACCCCGCACCACACCCACCCAUCAGUUGACCACUCCGUUGCUCCCCCGCGCGCCCAUCCUGUCGCCCUUCUCCGACAAGCCAGCAGCAGCGGAUUCGCUGGAGGCGCUUUUCCAGGUGUCGAAGAUGCACGGGGGAAUCUCCCCCUCCAUUGACAACCGUCUCCUGCCCGCCUUCCCCUCGCCGCGCAUCCGCACCCCAUCGCACCUCUCGGGAGGAGUCUCCGCACCUGCUGCAGGGGAGCCUAGCAGCAGCUCAGACGGCAGUGCGAGGCUGGGAGCAGCUGGCGCCGCUCCGCCAGUCAUCCUUGCACCCUUCUCCAAUGUGCUGGCAGCAGGGGAUUCUCUGGAGGCGCUUUUCCAGGUGUCCAAGAUGCACGGGGGAAUCUCCCCCUCCAUUGACAACCGCAAGCUCGCAUCCUUCCCCUCGCCCCCCCUCCACGUGCCUCCACACUCAACUGCCACUCCCAACAGGGUGCCGCCAGGGGGUGCAGCAGGCAGCCUGGGCCUCCAAGCGACGGCUCGCAUGGCGUUUCCGCGCUCCACGUCUGCUCCCCCUGCGCAUGCCGCCAUUGACGCUGCAGCUGAUGCUGUGCUGCUGCAGCUGGACCUGCCGCUGCGCCGAACAGGCUCUGCUGAGUUGCAACCACUCUCCCCCACCUCCGCUCACCUGGAUGUCAACGCGCCUUCCGCUCUCGCCUCAUCUGAUUCCAGUUCUCCCGCUUUUGCUGCGCCACUGGGUAUAACUGCAGGUUCUUCCUCUUGCUCCUCCGCUUCCUUUGUCUCUCCAUCCGUCCCCUGCUCCUCCUCUUCCUCCUCGGCUGCCUCUGCUUUCUCGUCCACGGCGCCCUUGGCAGCACCAACAGCAACGGAUGCAGGGGAGGCAGGAGCGGGAGAAGAGCCAGGGCCCCUCUCAUCCCUGGCAGCGAAUUUUGCGUCUCUGCUUCUAGCCGGGUCGGGGCCGGGCAUUCCGCUUGACCAGAGCCCAUCCCCCCAUGGGCGCUUUGCCAUGCAAGCCAACAUCCCCCUCUCCCCGCACCUCGUCUCACCCUCCUCCCGCCUGCCCACAUCCGCAAUCGCAUUCCCCAGUCCAAAGCUAGCUAUGAGUCCCAAGGUGGCGCUGGCAUCUCUGGUGGGCCACCUGGGCCCUGUCAGCCCUCUCUGCGUCGCCUCCCCUGCCUCUCGCCCCUCUGCUUCGCUUCACCCUUCGCCGCCCGCAUCUCCUCUUGAGAAGCUCUUUAAUUUAUCCAUGGGCGCCGGCGCUGUGCCUCUCUCCCCGACCCUCAGUCCCAGUGGGUCCCGCCCAAAGACCCUCCUAGGCCUUGUUAAUCCCCGGGAGCCUGCCUCCGCCUCCUCCUCUUCAUUUUCCUCCUCGCCUCGCUCCUUUGCGGCUUCAAGCGUGCUGGGCAGUGAGGCUGGUAAUGCAGGGCUGGGGGGCAGUGCAGGGAGAAGCGGCAGUGCAAGGGCAGCAGCUGUGGCAGGGAGUGGUGUUGGUGGUGUGGGUGCUUCAGAGGGUGCUAGAGGCUCUGUGCUGAGACCCAGGCAAGAGAGCUUGGGGCAGCAGCAGCAGCAGCAGGUGGGGCAGGUGGAGCAGUCAGCAGAGGUGUACCGGCACGAGUGUGUUGGGCUGACGGACCUGGGUCCCCUGGGGGGAGGCGGGCAGGACGAGCGGCAGUUUCAGCUCGCGCUGCCCAACUUCAAACGCAAUGGUCCCGCCUUCCUCAGACGCGGCCCACAGUGCACCAACCAGACCGCACCCACGCCCACUGCUCCCUCCACAGCAUGUGCUGAGGCUUCCUCCUCCUCCUCCUCCUCCUCCUCCUCCUCCUCCUCCUCCUCCUCCUCCUCCUCCUCCUCCUCCUCCUCCUCCUCCUCCUCCUCCUCCUCCUCCUCUUCCUUCUCCUCCUCUAACCCUCUAGGCGUGUCCUCCCCUUCCUCCGGCCCUCUGACCUUCUCUCCGCGGCCCAUGCCAGCCGCCCUCCAGCCGCACCGUGAGAGUGCUGCUGAGAAGGCUGGGCCCAGAGGGGGGCAGCGCGAGCAGCAAGUGAGGCUUGGGGAGGGGGAGAGCACGGAGGGGAGUGACGAAGAGGGGGACGUUUCUGAAUGGUGGAUGCGCGCACCCACUCUGGGACCUGGCAACUGGGGUAUAGGCGAGGAUUCCGAUGCUGGCGCAGGAGAAAAGAGGGGCAGCAGCGGCAAGCUGGAGAAGUUAGCUGAGGAGGAGAGGGAAGAGGUGGAGAAAUAUGGGGUGGGUGGAGAGGAGGAGGCGGAUGGGGGCGAAGAGGGGCAGGGCGGGGAGGUGAGUGAGCAGGAGAAGAAAAGAGAAGGGGGAAAGGGAGGUGGUGCAGGGGGCAAGGUGGAAGUAGAUGUGGAGCGCAUGAUGGGCAUGCUGCAGCAGCUGCAGACGCCUCUGGCGGAUGUGCGCGCCGCACUGGAGGGUGGGGGGCGAGGAGCAGAGGAGUUUGAGGCUGCUGCACGGGCGCUGGAGGCGGACUUGAGACGGUUCCUGGAAGCCAGGAGGCACACGAAGGAUGAGGCAGGGGGUGAAGGGAAAGGGGUGGGGGGGACUAAGGGAAGCUCUGGCGCUGGUACGGGGGAGGCUGAACGGGCGGGCGGAGGUAGAGGGGGUGGUGGGAUGGGGCUGGAGGGAGAGGCGGUGGUGGUGGAGUUGCCGGGGCAAGGUGAUUCGAGCAGGAGUGGCGGUGCCAAAACUUGUGCAGAAACAGCUAGGAAUGGCGGAGCGGAAGGAGGUGAAGGGAGAGAGGGUACUGAUGUGGGAGGAGGUGCGGAGAAGGAGGGUUCUGGAACCAUCACAAAUAAGUUAUGCACUGCUGAGUCAAAACGCGAGUCUGCUGUGAGAGGCAAGCAGGGAGGCAAGCAGGGGAGGCAGGGGAAGGAGGUGGGGCAGGGAGCGGAUGUAGCAUCCGGUGCACCCGCACCCCCAGGUACAGACUCAGGUGUGUCCCCAGCAGCUCUACAGGCAGCUCUCACGCGGGAGCUUCAUGCACAGUCCAAUGGGGGAUCAGCCGCACCAGAGGUAAGCGCAGCAGAUGCAGCAGGUCAGGCAGGGAGUGGCAGGGCGAGCGAGGGCAGAGGUGGGAAGAGAGGGGAAGCAGUGGAGGUGGGAGUGGUGGGGGGGAAGGUGGUGCUGAGUGGCAAGAUCAGGGUGGGGCAGGAGAUUCAGUUCUCUGGCACGUGGUCGCCUCUGGGCCUGCCCCACUCCGCCUCGCAAUCCUCUGCAGCGGAAUCCGCCUCCCCAGGUGUGGAGGACAGUAGGCUGGGCGCUCCUGCUGCAGCUGAGGAGGUUGCUGGGAUAUCGACUGCUGGGGGGGAUCGACAGCAGCAGCAGCAGCAGCAGCGUCGGCGGCACAGGGAGAGGUCGCUACGCAAGCAGGAUAGAAGUAAGUCAGGGGUAGUGGUGGGUGGGGGCGGGGGAAUGGAGCGCAGGGCAAGGGGCAGAGAGCAGGAGGAGGACUUGCAGGAGGAAAGCUUGAGCGAGGCGGAGGUGGAGAGGGAUAGGCGGCGGCGCAGUGGGCGCAUGGUGAGCAGUAUUAGCGUGGGGGGCAUGGGCAUGAGCAUGGGCAUUGGCAUGAGCAGGAGCCACGAAGGCACUGUUGGGAGCAGCACAGGGAGUGCGGGGAGCGGGCGUAGUAAGAGGAAGAAGGACCGGUCGGGUGCGGUUGAGGCCGGUGGGGUGGAGUGGGCGAAGGCGGAUGCCAGGGACAGUGGUGGAGAUGCGAGCAGGGAGGGUGUUAAGGACGGUGGUAGGGAUGGGUUGAAGGAGAGUGGCAGGCGUAAGAAGGGCAGUGGGAAAGGUGCAGGCGUAGAUGGUGGGUCUGGGAAAGGCAAGGGUGAGUUGGGGGAUGGGCAUGGUGGUGGGAAGGCAGGGAGGCACGUGGGUGCUGCAGAAGGGGAGGUGGCACAGGUGCUGGGGGGGAAGGAGGGGAAGGAAGUGCGCGAUAGCAGGGACGGGCGGGAGAAGGAGGGGAAGGGAGGGAGUGAAGGGAAACAAUCAGAGAGUGCGUUAGGAGGGAGGAAGGAGGGGGGCAGGGGAGUGGAUGAGGGGGAGGAAGAUGAGGAGGACGUGUUUUAUGAUGCGCGGGAGGUGGUGAGCUCGCCUGCUUCAGAGGACGACAGAGGCAGCGAGCGGUCUCUCAGGCACAUCAUAGCCAAGGCGGUAUCCCCUGGCACGCUUCCUGCUGCUGCUGCUGCUGCUGCUGCAGUGGGGGUUGGGGUGGCGGAUGUGGAAGAAAAAGGGGCUGCGAAGCACGGGAAGGAGGGGAAGAGUGUCUCUGGCGUUGCGAGGACGCGCUCGGGUGUGAAGGCAAGGCUUGGGAGUGGCGACAGCAGCAAGGGACGGAGAAAGGAGCAGAAGGGCGCGGAGGAGAAGGGAGCACGGGACGAGCUGAAGAGAGGCGGUAGUGGCGUGGGAGCAGCAGGUGGAGGGGAGAGUGGAGCAGUAGAGAGUGAUGCGAGGGGCGGUAGUGAAGCAAGUGGUGGUGGUCGCUUAGAGGGUGCAGGGAAGAGCGGGCAGCACGCAGGUAAGGGAGCAGGGAAGCGCAGUUCCGGGGAGAGCGCGGGUGGAGGGAGAAAAGACGAGGAGGCAGAAGCAGGGCACGAGCGACGCAAGCACAAGGGGAAAGGGAGCAAGAAAGGAACAGAGGCGGUGUCGACAGGAAAGGCUGAGAAACCAGGCGGCUCGGCUGUAUCGUCACCCGCACCGUCCUCCACAUCUGGUGUCUCUAAAUCCCGCCCAGCCACGAGCAGUGGCAGCAGCAACCCUUCCUCACAGCCUUUGUCAUCAUCAGGUGCCCAGGGCCCUCCUCUGGCAUCAGCAUCCAUCCGUCGCACUGUGUCUGACCUCACAGAGGAGAUCAGUGCCCUCAAGGCCGCCACUCUCCUCAUCACCACGCCUGCUGCUGCUGCUGCUGCUGCUGCUGCGGCUGCGGCUGCGGCAGCUGCCAGUGGCGCCUCGGAUUCAGGCAAUGUGAGUAGCAGCGGGGAGAGCGAUGCCUUCAGUUUGGGUGUUGGGGCCGGAGGCGAGGGGCAGGGAGUGCAGGGGGCGCAGCUGUCGCAGCUGUUCACUCCAGCGUGCAGCACAGCAGCUGCUCGCAAGGCCCAGCGCACAGCCGCUGCCAUCUCUGCUCUACGCGAGGCGGCAGCACGGGAAGGCCCUCUGCCUGCUCUCGUCUGCGCCCCCCCCACACUGCCCUGUGAAGACGCUCCAACGCGGGAAGAGGCGUGGCGGCGGCUCGGCAGCAGGUGGAGAGGGCAGGACGACUCAGCUCUAGGCACAGACAGCGCUGCUGCUUUCUCAGGUGGCGAUGCAGCGAGCUUCCGGCUGUCAUCCCCGGCUCCCCUGGUGUCCCGUGCUGUGCCAGGCUUUGUGGCGCUCGACAUGCCUCCCGCCGCGGGUCCCUUCUCGUCCGCGCCACACAGCGCCACGGCCAUCUGGCACAUGCUGCAGCUCAACGCCGCUCCGCUGCUCUCAGGCCCGCCCACUGCCCUCAUCUCACAGUCCUGCUCGCUCUCCCCUCUGCACUCGUCAGGAAUGGGCCUGGCUGGAGAGCCGCGAUGGGGGUCGGGCACGUUGAGGAGCAGUGUGGAUGCGCUGCUGCAGCUGGGGCAGGAGGGGGGCGACCUGGAAUGGGUACCCGGCAGCUCUGCCGCCGCCGGAGGAAGCGGUGCUGCGGAAGGGACUGGUAGUGCCGCCGCCGCUGCUGCUGCUGCUGCCGCUGCGGCUGCGGUUGCAGCGUCUCAGCUGAGCCCGUCAGUGCGCAGCCCUCAGGCGGGUUCGGGGGCUGGAGCGGGGUGGAGGCUGGCGGUGCCGAUUCACCAACUGCCAGGGGAGAAGGAGGAUUAUGAGGAGGGGCAGGUGUGCCCACUCUCGCGCUCCAACAGUGCCAAUGUGGAGGCGCUACUGGCUGAUGCUCACACUGCUGCCGCCACUGCUGCUGCUCUCUCUGCUGCUGCUGCCGGGUUGCUGGGUGACAUGGGGACCAAUGGAGGCUCACCACUUAAGCCAAGCAGGAAGGCUGGAGUGGGAGUGGAAGGCGAGAGGGGCAUGGAGGAGGGUAUGGACGCAGGUGGUGGUGGGAGAAAGGCCAGGGGAGGGGUCAAAGGGAAGCGCAAGGAGAUGGCUAUAGCGGAGGAGGAGAGCGGGGCAGAGGAGAGCAUGCAGGCAGAUGCAGCAAGUAGCGACAGCAGUGUGGUGUUUGCAGCACCUGCUGCAUCAGGCCCUGCACGCAGCAGCAGCUCCAGCAGGCUGCGUUCCAUGAAGACCGCCCCUGCCGGCGCCCUGGCGUCCCUUGCAAGCUUCUUCUCCUCCAAGGCUAAGCACUCCCGCAGCGGCAGCACGGGCGAGGACGAUGCCCCUACUGCUGACAGUGGCGGCGCUGGCAGUGUUGACAACAAUGGGAGCAGUGGGAGCAGUAGGGUGACACGAGAAGGUAGUGUCGCAGCAGGGAGUGGUGGGAGUGCAGCAGAGGCUGCUGUUAGAGCCACACACCCCCAUGCACACUCACCUGCUGCUCAAGGCGCCAUGCCUGUGCCUCUUGCUGCUGCUCAUGCCCAUUCCGCCCCCAAUGCCGCUGCUGCAUUUUCUGCAAUGUCUUCUCCUGGCAAGGCCCCUCUUUCCCCACAGCAACAGCCUGCACCCGCAUCAGGGGCAGCAGGGCUUGCAGGGCUUGCAUCUGGCCUUGCUGCUGCCUCUGCCGCGGUAGGCGCAACUGGGGGAGGCUCGUAUGGGGCCAGGCAUGUUGUGGAAGGGACACGUGCAGGAGACAGCAGCCCAGGCAUUCACGACCCCUCCAGCAUCGCUGCUGGUAGUCCCAGCAUCUCUCUCUCCCGUGGCCUCUCCCCUCUCUCCCGCCCUGCCUCCUACGCCUCUGCUGUUGCAAGCGCAUCUGGUGCAACCACAGCAGCAGGUGCAGGAGCGGGUGGGGAUACAGGGUUGGGUUCUAGAGGUGUGGCAGCAGCAGCAGCAGCAGCAGCAGCGGCAGCAGCGCAGGCAGCAGGGGCGCAGCUGCCAGCAGCGGCGGGGAUAGGCUCAGAUGCAACGGAGGAGGAGUGGCGAGACGCGGGCAGCGGCAGCAGCAGCAGCAGCCCUGUGCGGUCAGUGCGGUCGUGCCAGUCGACGGGGAGUGAGGUGCAGGUGCAGCAAAUCGUGCACCACCACCACCAUCACCACCACCACCACCACGGCUUCCACCCCUUCCGCCGCAAGAAGGGGCGCAAGCACACAGCCGUUGAGACCGUGGUGCAGACCACAACAGUGGAGGAGAUUGGGGGGGAAGGGAGUGUGGGGGGCAUGUCAGGUUCCCCAUCCAGCAGCAGCUUCAUGAGUGCGAGCAGCUUCAAGAGCCAGAGCAGUGUGGCGCAGCUCAUUCCCCACCAGCGCACCAACAGCAGUGGCGGCAGCAGCACACGCGGCGCCUCGCCUGGCAGCAGCCGGGCGAGCACUGCUGCCUCUACGGGUGGGGCUAAUGGUGCUGGUGGUGCGAGGGGCAGCACGGGCGGCAGCAGCAACGGUGGGGUGUCGUCGCGGUCGGCGUUUCAAGACUCGGUGGGGGCAGCGCUGAGUGGUGGCGAGUCGGAGGCAGACAGUGACAUGGACGUUAUUGAUGAGCAGGUGGGCGCACGUGUACUCACAGGUACGAGGAGCAGCAGGUGGCAUCCUUGA
Molecule: messenger RNA, 11760 nt
Organism: Closterium sp. Naga37s-1
Lineage: Eukaryota; Viridiplantae; Streptophyta; Zygnematophyceae; Desmidiales; Closteriaceae
Source: the annotation of a GenBank genome assembly